UCGCAGCACGGUGUCACGAACACUAAUGCAAAUCUACUGGUUGAAAAUAUGCCCAUUUGAUUUUGCUGGAAACAGCUGAUCUUUGUUUACUAUUUUCAACCAGUAACUCAAGUGGUGUUCGUGUAAUGCAGCGUGUACGUACACGCAACACUACUAAAAGCAGAAACCACACCUCAUUAGAGGCACACCGUGCACUAAAAUGCAAAAACGGCAAAAACAGAAAAGUUGUUUUGUUGACAGACUGACUGGUGUGAUAAAGUCGAUCAUUUCCAUUCUUUAUUUAGUUGUUGCUGAAGUUGUAAAUUGACGCUGCCUAGUAAAUAAUACAUUAUAAAAUGGAAUACCUCCCGUGUGAAAUGAUAGAAAACAUAUUUUCAUUUCUGGCUUAUGACGAACAUCUGCGAGCCACAGAAGUAUGCAGCCGUUGGAAGGACAUCUUCGAAACACGUGUUAUAUAUAAUACUUUGCUGACGAUUACAAAUAAGAAUCGCGAAGGACAGGAUCAAAACUGUUUAAACUAUGCAGUUCGAAAGCUAGCAAAAAGCACGCGAACGUACCGCGAUCUGAAAUUAGCCGAUAUUGAUUUUGCCAUCAUCGAACGAAGCACCGAAAUUCAGUUUUCCGUCAUGAUUGCAAAUAUUGGGAUAAAUAUCGUAAAUUUGAUCCUGCAGGAUUGUCGACUAACGUACGGAAAACUGCUUAUGAUUGUUCAGCUAUUGAAACAUGUACAAACUAUACGCAUUGAUAAUUGUAGUAUAUUUCACGAUUCCAUGCCUGUGCCUGAGUUUAUGGCAAUUGUCGAAAACAUUCAAAAAGUAGAAAUUUGCGACGUUGAAACUGAAGAUGACUCUUCGUUAGCUAACUUUUUGAUUAGAAGUAAUUCGGCGAACAUUAUUUUGCAAAUGAACUAUUCCUGCAUAGAACCUAAAGUCGAAUUGAUCGAAAAUUAUGCAAGCAGGUUAAAGCAGUUGGCAUGCGUGUAUAAUGAAACACGCACCAUUCGAAGGAUACUUGGAUCUGCUGGUUUAGCUCUCGAGUCCCUGAAGUUGCAUAGGAAUCCCAGCGCUGCAAUGCAUUUCCUCACGUAUCGGGAAACAAUAGCGACUCAAACGAACCUGCGGGAGCUGAUUAUAACCAUGCCAAUUUCCCUGCGUAUUUUAGCCGACAUUUCACGCAAUCUGAGCUCCUUGGAAUUUUUGAAAGCCAAAAUUGACGACUACGAGACUGACGAAUCAAUUCCUUUCAAAUGGCCAAAACUUAAGACGCUCGACCUUACACUUUCCGGAGAGGCCGACGUUAUGCUGCAUGAAAUGGAAUUCGACAGUCGGCUUGAAGAAUUGCGACUACACGCGAGUAUAAUAACCAAAUACACGAUGAUGCAUAUCUACGAAAAAUGCAAUGAAUUAAGAAAACUGACCCUCGCAGCGCUAUCGUUGUUGCGAUGUGAAAAAAUGUUUGGUUCGAUUGGAGAGCGGCUACCCCAUUUAUCUGAAAUCGAACUUCAAUGCGGUUCACGGACUACGUUCAUUUAUUUUUUCGAGUCAGUUCUAUUUUUGAAACACCUCAGGACGUUGGCAUUCAUCUAUUGUGACUUAAUUACGAACAAAACUCUAACAAAUGUCAAAUUGCCUUACCUGAGAAAAUUAGAAAUCGUGAAAAAUGUCAAGAUUUCGAAGGAAGGAUUGCAACAUUUGUUCACCAAUUGCCCCAGAAUAAGUUCACUUACGCUGCGAGGUUGUCCCGGUAUAGAUGAUGACGCGGUACAGGUAAUUGUUGCCUGCUUGCCGUGGCUGGAGUAUCUCGAUAUUAGUAAAUCAGCACGCAUUACACUAAACAGUAUUCGACUUAUUUUCGAGGGAUGCCGGUUCUUGAAGGACUUGCAAAUAGAUGACUGCGGACGUUUGCUGAUUGAAUGGCGACAAGCGCCUUGCUACAUACACAGCUUUCAUCGAUUAAAAAAAUACUACAAUGCGUAUCCUGAAUAUUUCUAUUCCUACCUACCUGUCGAAAAAAUCGGAAGCUUGGAUAGCGACUUUUGCUACUACGAGGAUAGCUCAGUCGACCUUUCCGACAUAGGCGACUACGAAGAUGAUGAUGAGCCUAGUGGUCCACUCAAUGACGAGCUAAACCAUGACGAAGAGGAAGCUGAGCAUAUUAUUGUUAUCAGUGAUGAUGAGUGACAGUUUUUGUCGUUUUAUAAAAUCAAUCAUAACAAAUGUAAAUAUUGUUAAUAAAAAUAACGAUUGGUACCAAAUAA
Messenger RNA from Aedes albopictus (Asian tiger mosquito), 2257 nucleotides. RefSeq lists its product as uncharacterized. Bases 336 to 2180 code for a protein of 614 amino acids. Gene Ontology annotation, biological process: SCF-dependent proteasomal ubiquitin-dependent protein catabolic process. Gene Ontology annotation, molecular function: protein binding. The transcript has 6 exons. NCBI's taxonomy places the organism in Eukaryota, Metazoa, Arthropoda, Insecta, Diptera, Culicidae. Gene Ontology annotation, cellular component: SCF ubiquitin ligase complex. The record is from RefSeq and is a predicted model, not a curated record.